Xenopus laevis (African clawed frog) is the source of this 4806-nucleotide messenger RNA. Its product is annotated as drebrin. Lineage: Eukaryota; Metazoa; Chordata; Amphibia; Anura; Pipidae. The record is from RefSeq and is a predicted model, not a curated record. The transcript is spliced from 14 exons. The coding region runs from base 191 to 4417 and encodes 1408 amino acids.
CACACAUAGAGAGACAGAGAGACAGAGAGAGACAGAGAAAGAGGCAGUGAGAGAGAGAAAGAGACAGAAAGAAACAGAGAGAGACAGAGGGGAAGACACCAUAGACCCCCCGCUGCCACAAGCAGGACCCCCACCCAAACUUUUCUACUGAAUUUGCCUCCAGUUGCAGAAGCAAAGCCGUUGGAUAAAGAUGCCGACCCCCCCGGACUUGGAGUCGCACCACUUGUCUCUUGUCACUGCCCAACAGGACGUGCUGAGCCCCCGCAGCUCCACCGACUGGGCUGUGUUUGCUUAUGAGAAGCGCUGGGACCUGAAGCUGCUCGACUCUGGAGCUGGGGGGCUGGAGGAGCUCACUAAGAAGCUGAAUGUUCAAUCCAUUCUCUAUGGCCUGUGCCGAGUGUCAGAUCCCAAUAGCCAGAAGCAGCGGGUGAUUCUCAUACACUGGGUCGGUGAGAAUGUGGGGGAGUCACAGAGAGAAAUCAGCCGCGGGCACAUUCCCGCCAUCAGGAAAUUCUUCCGGGAGGCGUCUGUGUUCCUCUGUGCCCGGCGGCUGGAAGAUCUCACUGCUGAUGUGGUGGCACAGGCUCUGGGUCAGGAGGUGCCCCCGGGUGUAACAUUCCCGAGACCCAGACACCCAGGCUCAAAUGAACUGGUGGGGACAAAUUACAGGAAGACCAACCCAGCUAUCGAGAUGCGAUUCAGCAAGCGGGAGGCAUUCUGGCAGCGCUCGGAGAAGGAGGAGGAGCGACGCAAGGAGAAGGAGAGGCAGCGGCUUCUAGAGGAGAAAAUUGCUCUGGAGAAGCUGCGUGUGGAGAGAGAGAGACUGGAGGAGGAGCAACGAGAGCGCAGGAUCCAAGAGAAAGAGAGACUGGUAGAAGAGCAGAGGAAGGAGCAGGCACGUUUGGAAGUGGAGCAGCGCAAGAAGGAGAAAGAUCGCUGGAUGCAGCAGCAGAAGGAGCAUGAAGAAGAAAUGAAAGGGAGGUUCAAGCGCAGUCAGUCCAUUGAAAUGGCAGCUGAGGCAGCAAUGCUUGUUUCCCACCGCUUCAUGCACCCUCGGGAGAUUUUCCGGCAACAGGAGCGAUCUGUGUCAUGCUCUUACUCGCCCCCUACCACCCCAAGAUCACCUUCUAACUCAGGCUCAGGGACUUUUCACCAACCAGCAAUGAGGUACCAGCGCAGCUUGACAGAAACCAUUGCAUCCCCCCCGCCUAAGAGUCCAACUUUUUAUCCAAGCACCCAAAAAAGAGACUCUCUGACCUUCAAUGAUGUACCCCAACCGUGCUCCCCUGCUUUCAUCUUCUCUAAGGCUGCUCUACCUGUCACCUCCCCUAGACUGGGCACCUUGCCAUCCUUCAUACCACCACCAAUUGCCACCACCCGAGUUGGACACUCUCCAACUAAACUAAGCUCCCCCCAAAAUAGCCAUAAUAAUAAUAAUACAGUCUCUCCAAAGACUGUUGCCCAAGAUGUGUCAGUUAGAGCUGAAUAUGUAACUUUAGAUCCCCCCAUGCAGAAUUCAGAAAAUGACUCUCUGUCUCCUGAUGGCCCACCCAAGGCAAAUCAGUUGUCCAUGCAAGGAGACAUGGGAGCUACCUCCAUUUCAGGUUUCUCAAAGGCAAAAGAUACCUACAGGGCUGAGUUAGUACCCAUUAAAGCCCCAUUAGCACCAGAUCAAAAUAUUUAUGUUUCUCCAGAUUUCUUAAAAGUUGACAAGAGAUUUAUUGAGGAUUUGAUUCUUCCAGAGACAUCUAGUGAGGUCACUUUGUCUUCUGUCUCAGCUGCCUUGGAGACCUCAGUGCCCCCUGUUGUAUCUGAUACUGAGACUUCACCUGAGACCUCAGCUCUUCCUGUGGUGCUUCUACCUGAGACCUUAGAUCUUCCUGUGGAACUUCUACCUGAGACCUUAGAUCUUCCUGUGGUACCUGUGGUACUUCUGCCUGAGACCUCUGCUCUUCCUAUUCCACUUGCCCCUGAAAUUUCAGUGCUUCCUGUCCCGCCUGCUACUGAGACCUCAACUCUUUCAAAUUCUGUUGAGACGUCCACUUCUUCUAUCCAGCAUGCUACCGAGACCACUAUACCAUGUUUUGUACCUGCUACUGACAUCUUAACACCUGCUGUUUUACACACUGAUGAGACCCCCAUGCCUCCUGUAUCAUGUGAUAUUGAGACCCCCAUGUCUUCCAUCCCAUGUGUUAAUGAAAGCAUUAUGCCAACUGUCCCAGCUCUUUGGGAGCCUGCAGAGCCUGAAAUUCCUCCCAGUACAGAGUCCACCCCCAAGUCAACUGACCAUUGUACAAAUGCCACUGUAUCGGUUACAGCGCAGGCCACCAAUAAUGUUACAGGACAGACUGGUGGGAUGACUUGUUGUCUUAGUGCAAACUCUACAGAUUCCUUACUAACCUUUAUUCCCCCAAUUCCAGCUGAAUUAUCUUCCCCUGUCAACACAGAAGAUGCAUUAGUGCCAGAAACCCCUACUUCUGCUGUGCUCCUCACUUCCAUCAUUCAGUCUGUGUCCCCCCAACCAUAUUCUCCCUUUACUUUGGGUGAGAGCCCCUAUAUGUCACAGACCACUAACAUAAUGUCUAUACCAGGGGCAAGUUCAUUAUGUGAAAUCCAUUCAGAGUCAGAGGUAUCAGCCACUCACAUCUCCAGUGUGGACCCUUCAAAAGACAUCACUAUAGCAUCUAAAUGUCCACUGGUAGGAUCAGCUUUCUUUGAUAGUGAGGUUCAAGCCACUGACACCUUCUGUAUUUUUGAGGCUUCUCCCACUUGCACCUCACUCAUGUCUGAAGCUCCUCCCACUGACACAUCAAUCAUAUCUGAAACUCCUCCUAACACCCUUGAAGCUCAUCUCUUUGAUGACUCACUCAUGUCUGAAGUUCCUCCCACUGACACGUCAGUCUUAUCUGAAUCAACUUUAACUGAGAGAUCAGAAAUAUGUGAGGCUUCUCCUACUGAUAUUCCACUUGAAUAUGAGGAUCCACCCAAUAAUUUCUUUGAUACAUGUGAGACCCCUCUCACCAUUCCUGUGUGUGAUGAUUUGACCACAAUUUCCUCACCUUUAUGUAGUGUUCCACUCUCUUACAUGUCACCUGUAUGUGAGCCUCCUGCCACUGAUAUCUCACCUGUAUGUGAGCCUCCUGCCACUGAUAUCUCACCUGUAUGUGAGCCUCCUGCCACUGAUAUCUCACCUGUAUGUGAAGUUCCUCCAAAUAAUAUCUCACCUGUAUGUGAAGUUCCUUCCAAUGAUAUCUCACCUGUAUGUGAAGUUUCUCCCAAUGAUAUCUCACCUGUGUGUGAAGUUCUUUCUAUCGAUAUCUUACCUGUGUGUGAAGUUUCUUCCAAUGGUAGUUCACCUGUGUGUGAAGUUCUUCCGAAUGAUAUCUCACCUGUAUGUGAAGUCCCUCCCAAUGAUAUCUCACCUGUGUGUGAAGUUCCUUUCAUUGAUUUCUCACCUGUAUUUGAAGUCCCUCCCAAUGAUAUCUCAACUGUGUGUGAAGUCCCUCCCAAUGAUAUCUCAUCCAUAUGUGAAGUUCCUCCCAGCGGUAUCUCACCUGUGUGUGAAGUUCCUUCUAACUAUAUCUUACCUGUAUGUGAAGUUUCUUCCAAUGAUAUCUCACCUGUGUGUGAAGUUCCUCCCAAUGAUAUCUCACCUGCAUGUGAAGUCCCUUCCAAUGAUAUCUCACCUGUAUGUGAAGUCCCUCCCAAUGAUAUCUCACCUGUAUGUGAAGUCCCUCCCAAUGAUAUCUCACCUGUAUGUGAAGUUUCCUCCAAUGAUAUCUCAACUGUGUGUGAAGUUCCUUCCAAUGAAAUCUCAUCUGAGUGUGAAGUUCCUUCCAAUGAUGUCCCACCUGUAUGUGAAGUUCCUCCCAGUGAUAUCUCAUCUGUGUGUGAAGUUCCUUCCAAUGAUAUCUCACCUGUAUGUGAAGUUCCUCCCAGUGAUAUCUCAUCUGUGUGUGAAGUUCCUUCCAAUGAUAUCUCACCUGUAUGUGAAGUUCCUCCCAGUGAUAUCUCAUCUGUGUGUGAAGUUCCUUCCAAUGAUAUCUCACCUGUAUGUGAAGUCCCUUCCAAUGAUAUCUCACCUGUAUGUGAAAUUCCUCCCAAUAAUAUCUCACCUGUGUGUGAAGUUUCUCCCAAAAAUAUCUCACUUGUAUCUGAGGCUUCAUCCAUAUCACCUGCAUGUACAGCCCUACCCUUGGCCCUCUUACCUGCAGUGGAGGCUCUAGUCAGUUGCAAGGACAAGUCUCCUCAAACUUCCAUCCAUUGCACAGAAUUGCAGGAAGAUCCCAGUGCCCCCCUGUUUGCUAUAGAACUGGCACCUUGCACAGAUCUACAGACCCCACUCCACACGGACGUCACAGAUUCUGCUACAGAACCUGUGUUGGUACCAGAGCUGGAUGUUUUGGCACAAAAUUGAACCCGCCUGCCUCACGGGACUGCUGAGCUGGUUCUCACCCUGCUGGAUUUGCCCCCCAUGUUGCGGACAUGAGACUCAGCACCACCGACAUGCGCCCAAAACUGCACUUGAUCGACCACUCGCCUUAUUCAUUCCCUCACCUACUGCCAUACUAUGUAUUGUGUCUGUGUGUGAUUAGCCAGCAGCACCCGCACUCUCCUUACCCACAUCUACUCUCUGUCUAUCCCUCAUACUGUGCUCCCCACAUGUACAGCCUUAGAAUAUCUCUCUGGAUUCACCACCACUAACAUAAUGGCUGUUCCUGCUGAAUUGUGCUUAGUACAGGGAAUACCUAUACUGCCAUAGUUUUAUGGGAUCUCUCUGUACAGACUAUGAGCAAACUUAGGGAC